Mesorhabditis spiculigera is the source of this 744-nucleotide messenger RNA. The record is from the annotation of a GenBank genome assembly. Lineage: Eukaryota; Metazoa; Nematoda; Chromadorea; Rhabditida; Rhabditidae.
AUGCGAGGGCGAGUAGACCUGUACGACGAGGAGACGAAGCUGUUGGUUGCGCGAAUUUUCGAAGACCCGGAGCAACGUUCAAUCGUGUGGGCUGGCGAAUUUGGUGGCCGGAUCCUGAUACAUGUCCGUUGUGCGGCUCUGCUGCGCUUCAACGAAGAGCAGACGGCAUUCGAGAUUUUCAGCAAGACCGCACAUUACGGGCACUGUGCUUCGACGUCGUCGGAAAACUGGCUCGCUAUGCCGGACUUUGAGGAUUCAACGAGUCGCAUAAAACUCUGGAGGAAUCCGAAGGACGACGAAUGUUCGCAAGUACUAUCCUCCACCGGCGCCGAAAACUGGAUGCCAAUCUGCAUCCACCUCAGGGAGGAAUUGAAGGCCGUAUUCAUUGGCUGGGACAGCGGCUGCAUCGAUCGGGUUGACGCGGAAACAUCACAACAACUGGCCCGAAUAUCCCUCGGAGCCGAGCCGAUAUUUUCAAUAGUGGCGACGUCGAGGCGGCUUUUCUGCUCAACCUCGGCGCCACCGAUUCGUGUUUUGGACGUGGCGGAAGCCGGGCUGAAAUCAUGCGAACAACAAAUUGGUUACGCUGCAAGUGCCAAUGGUUGUUCGUGCCUUUCGCUUUCCCCAUCCGGCAAAACGGUCCUGCGCUUACAACACCGUCCACACGAUAUGCUCACCACGGGAUCGCCAACUCUACACCGGGGAUGCCGAGGGAAUGGUGAAGAUGUGGCGAUUUUGAUUAUC